Molecule: messenger RNA, 628 nt
Organism: Oncorhynchus keta (chum salmon)
Lineage: Eukaryota; Metazoa; Chordata; Actinopteri; Salmoniformes; Salmonidae
Product: putative nuclease HARBI1
Exons: 2
Coding region: 146-628 (160 amino acids)
Source: RefSeq, a predicted model, not a curated record
UGAGGCCGAUUUUGUGAAUAGGAAAUCCUUUCACAGCAUUAAUGUUCAGGUGAACAUAACUUUUUGAUAUUGUCCAUUGACGAACACUCUGCAUUGCCAGUGAUGUGCAUUGAUUGGUGUAAUAUUCCUCAUCUUAUGAUUUCAGAUGGUCUGCAAUGCUGACUGUGUGAUCAGCAAUGUUGUGGCAAAAUGGCCUGGCUCAGUCCAUGACUCCAGAAUCUUUCGGGCCUCUGAAAUCUAUCAGUGCCUAUCACAAGGUGAAUUCUCUGGUGUGUUGCUGGGAGACAGGGGGUAUGGCUGCCAGCCUUUUCUCCUGACACCUUUCACAGACCCCCAGGAAGCACAGCAGGCCUACAACCAUGCCCAUGCCAGGACCAGGGCUAGAGUUGAAAUGACCUUUGGCCUCCUGAAGGCACGCUUUCACUGCCUUCACAAAUUAAGGGUCAGCCCUGUUAGGGCAUGUGAUAUUACUGUGGCUUGUGCUGUCCUCCACAAUGUGGCCUGCCUGAGGAAGGAGAGGGCCCCCAGAGUGCCACCAGCCAUGGACUGGGACAAUCCGGCAAUCUUCCCUGAUGACGACAGUGGUCGGCUGCUGAGGGACCAAUAUGUGUUGAAUUAUUUUAGUUAG